GUACAACUGUAAACUGAAAUAAUGAUAGAGAUAGUGAAUAACUGAAGGAAGUAUUUAUUGGCUUUCAGUAACACCAUCACCGACUCCAACACGAACCACAAAAGCACGAAACUGUCUCCACAAGAUGAGGAAAUAAGGAGCGCGCGCAGGGAAACGGUGCCCGCCAUUGCAAAGAACGAGAACCCACUAUACCCACGGCUCGGUGUGGAGCUAUAAAGCCCUCUGCUCUCUCACCACAACUGAUAACACGCGAGUUGGAAUCGAUCCCAACCCGUUGCGGCAUCGGUGUUUAUUCGAGUCGACUCUCGCAGAGCAACGGGUUUGCUCCUCGCACAACAAUAAGAGCAGGCACGACCAUGCACCAGCACCACACUACCUUCCCGGGACCUGGAUCAUCCGCCCCCGAUCCGAGUUCAUCGUCUAGCGGAAGUACAGGCAGCGCUUCAUCGAACAACGUCGCCGCGGCGACUGCAAUUGAUCGCUACUCCGACCUCCCCGCAGGCUCCCAGCUGGUGCAAGAUGCGCAGCUGCUCCAGCAUCAGCAACCACAGUAUAAUGCUUCCAUGAGCUCCUUCCCUGCCCCGUCAACGCUGACAAAUCCACCGACGGGGUUUCACAGCGCUGGACAGUUACCUCCACACCAUCACGGACAGCAGCAUCAGCAAGAUCCUUUCCCGCACCACCACGAACUGCAAAUCGCAGCGAUGCAAGGUGUUCGCUUGCACCCGCAGACCAUUCCAAUUCCAGACACACACGCACAGCGACAGCUGGCAACACUUACCGGAGCUGCUCCUGCGGGUCGUGGGUUUCUGUUCUCUAGUGACCCGCGCGUGGCGGAGGUGUGGACGAACACUGGGUCGACGAUACAGCCCAGCAACAACACGGCGUUCCACCCGAACGUGGCGAACGCGAUGGCGACGGUGGGCGCCGGAGGUUCUUUCAUCUUCAACAACGCCACUUCUCAUGACCCGAAUGCUAUGCAAAUCAGCAGCGACCAGGACGACCACCUCGCGUCGAGUAGCAGGACUCUGGUUGCGUGUGGUUCGUCGGGGUCUUCGUCCUCCCAAACCAGCUCUGCUGUUCCGCCGACUCCAGGGACGCAUCCCGCGUCCUUUGGGCACCAGAUAUUACUACAUGCAAAACUGUGACCACAGACACCACAACCCGCCGUAAGCACGUUUACUAUAGUCCUCUAUGCACUGCAAAUAAUUAAUUUGUCUGGGUGUGGAAACCCAGUCUUGUGAUGCUGAUUUGAUUGCUGCCGAUUGCAACGCUUGCCCCCACGGCAGCCGAGCAUGACAAGUUUUUGAAGCGCUUUCUCGUUCUGAUUUCUAGCAGCACGCAUUGUGAAUGACGGCGGAGGCGGCUGCUCUUCUGCUGCUCACGCAACACAGAUUUUUUAGGAAUGCAAGACACCCUUUACAAGUUCAAGCUCUACUUUCCCAGACCAAGACAUGAUAUCCUCAAUACUGAGACAAUACUUAGUGAGAAUUGGAAUUCUUUUUCUUCUGUGAUGCAUUUACAUUUACUAAUAAUCAUAAGUCAUGCAGUCGCUCUUCAUCAAGAUCAAGAAAUUAUAUGUAUAGCUAUAGAUCUUGUAUUGAUCGACGAGAGCAAUCGUAUAGUAAUAUGUACAUUUUCGCGCCGGCGACAUGUGGCAGCGUCUACCUGUCUAUGUACAUUUAGCUUAGCUAUUUACCCUACUCUGAAGAAGGACAAACUCAGUUUCAAAUUGAUCAGUCGACUGCUAAGUAGAUGGCCGCAGUUUUGGUUAGGAUUGGAUAAGGCGCCGCGCCGGGAGCCGUGGUGCCGCAGUUUCACAUCAGCGAAGGCACCACCCUCAUGCUCAUGCAGCACCUAGACGAACGGGACGAGCGACUGCGCCAAGAAAUGCGGGGCAUUCAACAGGUGUCAAUGCAGCACACCGACCGGCGAGUCGCAGAAACCGACCAGCGAGUCGCAGAAACGCAAAACGAGAUGCAGACUAGAUGGAACGAAUUGCAAAUGCAAAUCACGGCCAUUCGCGGGCAGCUGGCGGAGCAGGCAGCCCGAAGGAGGCAGCAGGAAGAUGAAGCGAUCAGGGACGACUUGACGGCGCUGGGCGGCCCUGCGAUGGCGUUAAGCGCGGAAAUCGAAAACGUGCAUACAAAUGGUAAUAUUUAUAGAGUAGCUGAUAAUGAUUGAUGAAGAUCAAGAUUUUAUAUAUCAUGCCAUGAUGUGCCGACACUCUCUCACAGCAACUGCCGGGAACUAAAUGCAAAAAAAAGCACAUUCAUGUGGUUUUUGUCUCCUGGGUACUUAUGGCUGGAAGCAAGGUUUGAAAGUUAGUAACCAAGCUUGGCGGGGCUGAAAGGCGUCAAGAAGAAACAAGUUGUCAAAUUACAUAUGAAACACAGCAAACCGCCCCAUCAUUGCCGGAGCGGACAUGGCUGCGAAUCCAGAAAACGUCAUUUAUGGCAACUCGAACCUGGAUUUUCUCCGCACUUUCUACACGACAAUCAUGCAACGGCACGGGCUGGGUUUAUUAUUUGUUCCAGACGAGGACGCACAGGAGAUACACGGGACCAUCGAGGCUUUUUCGUGCGCAUUCGACAGGCGUACUAAAAGUUAUUCUCCUUGAGUAUUCAAAAGCGUCAUGUUACAACAGAGUUUUUUGUCCUAGUUUGUCUUGGUUGUCUGCCUAUCAGGAAUCCAACUUGUCAAGUCACUCACGUCCUGAUCAGAUCACGACCAAAGAUGCACUAAACAAAGUCACUUUUAUACAACUAUCAGACCACGAAGACUUCGAAGCCGAUGCAGUCCAGCAAAGAGCGAGCGAUUGUUUAGUGGUUCUCAUCCGUUUGCGGAAAUUCUACGAGCAUCCGGGCUUGCUAAACUUCGACGUGGCCAUAGGAAUUCGCCACCUGCGGGAGUACUAUACUGGUUUCUGUUGUAUGGCAUUUUUUCCAACCCUCCCUUGCUUGUUAUCAUCAUGUUGGUCGAAGGGGCAGUUGCAGUACCAGUGGCUGUCCGCAGAUGAUUUGAGACGCAUGCAUCCGCAUGAACAUGAUGGCCGGGCAGUGAUCACUUGGGCCCGUACCAACACUAUUUGCAGAUUGAUGCAACAGCAACACAAUAAAUAUCAGAUUGGUGGAGCGCCUGCUCGGACACUUCGACAAUCUGGUGGAGGGGCCCAAUCAGGGGCGUGUAUUGCAGGACGUGCUAGAUGAGGUUGAUGCUGAAGCUGAUGCCUAUGAUCCAUGGAUCAUACCCCUCGCGAACCUUACCGCGGAACGGGUCGCCUGAGCAGGAGACGCAGAGGGAAUCAGAGUCGUAAUUGAGCAUAUGAUAGAUGCUGUCUGUUGCGCUCCUUUCCGCGUCCGUGUUGGUCUUCAGUCGUUUGAUGGAUCGGCUACUCAAGUUGAAGUGUAUGAUAUCUCUAUGUCAUUGAAGACGACAAAUGCACAACAGUGAAACUACCCAUACCAAUACGAAAAAGCAUUAGAAGGAUUUUUUUCGCCUGUCAGGUAAUGUCAUAUACAUUCAACAUAUUGAUAUAGCAUAUGUUUCACAUCAUUUUUAUUUUUUUUGACUGGCCAGCCCCAGCUUUGAUAUCAGCAUGGAAGUUCUUCACUUUCAACAAACUCUGUCGAUGUGGGGUUGAAAUUAGAAGGCUGGCAUUUGCUUUUGCCGUUUCUUUCAUUAGGUUUCUGUUAUUGUUUCUAGCAAAGCAGCGCGAGCUACAUUCUCGGGAUCGGGAACGUGACGCAACGAGAUGCAGCUUGAAGCUGGGAAUAUUGAUAUCGCAAACGCAUGUUGAAAGCGCUCUCUGCUCAUGAAGUCGAAUGAUGGUCGACGUGUAUGUAAUAUAUGCAAACGGGCGCCCAAGCCCGUGUCUCCAUGCUCUCAUGCUCUGUUCG
Molecule: messenger RNA, 3899 nt
Organism: Amoebophrya sp. A120
Lineage: Eukaryota; Dinophyceae; Syndiniales; Amoebophryaceae
Source: the annotation of a GenBank genome assembly